This is a messenger RNA of Labeo rohita (rohu), 1523 nucleotides long. It is a transcript of the gene p2rx1, whose product is annotated as purinergic receptor P2X, ligand-gated ion channel, 1. Gene Ontology annotation, cellular component: plasma membrane; nuclear inner membrane. The record is from RefSeq and is a predicted model, not a curated record. The coding region runs from base 227 to 1429 and encodes 400 amino acids. Gene Ontology annotation, biological process: response to ATP; monoatomic cation transmembrane transport. Lineage: Eukaryota; Metazoa; Chordata; Actinopteri; Cypriniformes; Cyprinidae. The transcript has 13 exons. Gene Ontology annotation, molecular function: purinergic nucleotide receptor activity; ATP binding; extracellularly ATP-gated monoatomic cation channel activity.
CACAAGAGGAGAGGGAUGAAGACGACGUGAAGUGGGCGGUUUACUUUGAGUAGUGUUUGGUUAAGAAGAAAAAAAAAGUCAGAGAGAGACACAGAUAAAGCUGAGGCAAGCAAGGAAGUCAGAUAACAGCACUCUUACAGUACUUACCAGGACAUCGUAGCAGUGAACAAGACGCUUGUGAAGACAGAGCAGAGGAUAUAACACAUCUUUGUACUCUUUCCUUCCAAUGAAAACAAUGAAGUCUCAAAUGCAGAAAAGUUUUGCAAACUUCUUCUUUGAAUAUGAAACUCCUCGACAGGUUCUGGUCAAGAACAAAAGAGUGGCAGUUGUGUGCCGAAUUAUCCAAAUGGGUGUUCUAGCCUACAUCAUUGGGUGGGUGUUCAUGUAUGAGAAAGGCUACCAGACAGUAGAUACUGCCAUUGGCUCCGUCUUCACCAAGAUGAAGGGAGUGUCCUUCACAAAUAUCAGCGGAAAGGAGAGGAUAUGGGAUGCAGCCGAUUAUGUUUUUCCUGAACAGGGUGACUCAUCUUUUGUUGUGAUGACGAACUACAUUGUCACUGUGGGACAGAAACAGGGAAAAUGUCCUGAGUUGCUAGAUAAGAAGAUCAAGAACAACUGCACUUCGGACAAGGACUGCGAUGAGGGCAAAUACAAACGUACGGGAAAUGGGCACAUGACAGGCAAGUGUGUACAAAAUACCAGUACAUGUGAGAUCUACUCCUGGUGUCCUGUUGAAAACGACACUGACAUUCCAAAGCCUGCAAUCCUGCUGACAGCAGAAAACUAUACACUGUUCAUCAAAAACUCCAUUACCUUUCGCCAGUUCGAUGUAGUAAGGAGUAACCUGGUGGAGAGUGUGGAUCAGAAUUACAUCAAUACCUGUUUGUUUCAUCCCAAGACUGAUCCACUGUGUCCUAUCUUCAGACUGGGAGACAUUGUUGAGCGUUCCGGGUUCAACUUCACAGAGAUAGCUUAUGCGGGUGGUGCUAUAGGAGUCCUCAUUGACUGGGACUGCAAUCUGGACCUGAGUAUCAAACACUGCAAACCAAAGUAUGAAUUCUAUGGUCUUUAUGGAACAGGGAAAAAUGACGAAAAGGAGAAACCAUCAUUGGGAUACAAUUUUAGAUACGCUAAAUAUUAUAUGGAGAAUGGGGUGGAGAUGAGAACACUAAUGAAGGUGUAUGGUGUACGGAUAGACAUCAUUGUUCAUGGACGGGCAGGAAAAUUUGAUAUCAUCCCAACGCUGACCGCCAUAGGCUCAGGCGUAGGAAUCUUUGGAGUGGCAACCGUUGUGUGCGAUUUGCUCCUCCUAUAUUUAGUUCCAAAGAGAGAUUUCUACAAAAACAUGAAGUUCAAGCAUACAGAAAUCCCGGAAGAGACGCCAACCUUGCCCCAGUCACAGACAGAAAAAGAUCUACAGAAGGAGUGAAGUCAGGACGGCUGCCAUGACGACUGACUAUUGCACUGAAGAGAAAGAGAGAGAGAGAGAGCAACAAAAAAAAAAACAACACCUCAACACUGGA